Molecule: messenger RNA, 2690 nt
Organism: Monopterus albus (swamp eel)
Lineage: Eukaryota; Metazoa; Chordata; Actinopteri; Synbranchiformes; Synbranchidae
Product: P2Y purinoceptor 14-like
Exons: 4
Coding region: 71-1183 (370 amino acids)
Biological process (GO): G protein-coupled receptor signaling pathway
Cellular component (GO): membrane
Molecular function (GO): G protein-coupled purinergic nucleotide receptor activity
Source: RefSeq, a predicted model, not a curated record
GUCAAAACGUUUUUCUCAUCAGAGAGUCUCACUGACAGACAGCAGGCAGGCAGGCAGAAUAUCUAUAAACAUGAGCGACCUUGGAGGAGUGGGAGUGACCCUGUCAUCCAACCAGUCCUCAGGUACCAACAAGAUGAAUGAUUCCACCAACUGCGAUCACCAUGACCCCUCGGGUCAUGUUUUCUUCAUGCUAGUCUACAGUCUGGUGUUUCUGGUGGGCAUACUCCUGAAUGGUUUCACCCUGAAGGUCUAUUUCUGCAGAGCUCAGCAGACAUCCAGUAGCGUGACCAUCUACCUGAAGAACCUGGCAGCUGCCGACUUCCUCAUCAGCCUCUGUCUCCCCAUACGAAUCAUGAAAUUUGCCAGCAGCUCCGUCCCCGUCCACCAGGUCUACUGCAACUUUGGAGCCUCUGCCUUCUAUCUAAACAUGUAUGCCAGCAUCCUGUUCAUGGGCUACAUCGCAGCAAACAGGUAUCUGAAGAUCGUCCAUCCUUUGGGAACUCACGUCCUGCAGACGGUACGAGCCGCUCACGUCCUCUCCACGCUAACCUGGGUUUUCCUCCUGACCAUGAUGGGCGCCUACAUCCUGCUGUCCCUCCUCACCCAGGAGCCGCUACCCUCUGUCCACGUCACAGGGAGCUGUGAUGUCCUGCAUAGUCAACAACUCAGCCUGCUCUACAAAAUCAUCCACUCCUGCUCUGCCACCAUCUUCCUUCUGGUCCUCAUCUCCCUGAUCUGCUUCUACUACAGCACGACCCACAGGCUGUCGCUGGCGCAGCAGAGGCAGCCUGUGUCCUUCAGCUCCAAGAAACUUGUCAAGUCACGCAAGAACAUGUUGGUGCUGGUCAGCGUCUUCUGCAUUUGCUUUGUCCCCUACCACCUGGUUCGCCUUCCCUACGCCUUCCUGAGGAGGCAGUGCAGGUGGAGCCAGGCCUUCUUCUACCUGAAAGAGAUGACUGUCAUGAUGUCGGUUCUCAACAUCUGCUUGGACCCACUCAUCUACUUCAUCUUCUGCAAGGCCUUCCGGGCCCAGCUGAGCCUGAGGUCGGUCUUGACCAUCACACAGGUUGCACCGCAUGCAGAGAACCCUGAGAGGAGGACCAGUGCCGGACGGAUCAGCUCCAUUGACACCAACAGGAAGACGUCGCUCAGCACAUUGAUGAAGCAAAACAGCAUGCUGUAGCUUGAAGCAGAGGUGGGAGGGAGUCAUGUAAAGAAAACCAGAAAGCUCACAGCAAUCUACCUGAUUUAAGCAGCUGUCUGGGGCAAUUACAUUACAAAUGCACCAAAGGAAAAAUUUAAAUUGAUAAUUAGAAUUGAUAGGUGCAUAAAAUGGGGUCCAGGGAAGACGUGUGUGUCUCUGAUUUUGCCCUGCAGACUUUGCAUAGUGCUGUUCUCUUCUGUCACUGACAACAUGAUCCUUGAGUCCACAUUGUAUUAUUUUUGGUCCACAGCUGCAUGCAGCGACCGGUGUUGCCCUCUACCAGUCUGCCACAUUGUGGUAGGUUGCUGGGUUUGCCUGCUUUGCACUAGAAAUCACCCAGUUUCAAAAACAAAACAACUUUUCAGUAUCUAAAAAAUAUGCUAAUAUUUAACUAACGCAAUAAAGUAAUUUUGAGUCAUCUGUCUCAAGUCUGAGUCAGGUUUCAAAUCAUAAAUACCAAGUGAAAGUCAAGUCCUCUACCAGUGUUAGUCAAGCAAGUCUCAACUUGACUUAAGUCUGACUGGAGUCAAGUCAUGUGACUUGAGCCCCCCACCUCUGGCUUGAAGCUAACAGACAGUGACAUCCAUGACUGUGAAGACUGAAUUCUGCAGGUAGCAAAGACCAGUCAACAGGAAUACCCUGCUUUAACAGAAGAUGUCAGAAGGGUUCAGACUUCUGGCUGGGUUGUUGGUCCCGUGUGCCCGCAGAAGAGAAAUCAGCCUUUGUAAAAAAUGAAAAUCAUUGUUUUUAGAGAUUUAAAGUAGUCUAAAAUGUGAAAAGGUUUAUUCUUGAACCUGGAAACAACAUCUUAUCAAAAAGGUUUUUAACACAAGGAAAGUUUGAUCCUGUGUUGAGAAAUGUCAGCUUACUUGUAUUUAGACUUGAAUGGUAUUAAACAUGCUGCAGAUUUAAAAGGCUGGUUCUAAUGACAAUGCAGAACAAUGCAAACUGUGCUCUCAACAAGUAAAGUUUGCAUGAAUCCAACCAGGCUGAAGAGAUGGGUGAGAAAUAUGUGUGAACGUAUCUAGCGUGUGUAGCCUGAACCUCUGAGGCUUUGGUGCCUCAUGUUUUCACUGCAGACCAGAAUGUUUCAGUUUUCCAAGAAGCAACCGACCACGUCAGCAGUGUUACAUGUGGUCGAUGAGUGCUGUUUUGAGAUCACAAAUACUGCUUUGCAAAAAGAAGCUGUUCCUGUGGUGACCCAUGAUACAUGGCACAUGCACGUAGCUGUUUAAUGGUUUAAGUUGCAGUGAAAAGCUGCGACACAUUUGCUUGAUUAGAUCACAACCACCUGAACCUGAAUUUCUAACCUCUUUUAACUUAAACCAGAAACCUGAGGCCAAGGCCGUGCACAUUCCCACAAACUCCUAGAAAUAUAACAAGUUGCUUUUUACUUUAUUAUUGUUUUUGUCAUUAGUCCUCAUUGUCCAUGCUUCUGUUUUGAGUGUCACACCGAUCAAUCAAACCAAAUUAUCUGAGAAUACAA